UCACGCAUACGUCAUGUACCGGAAAGAUAUGCUACUGACACAACCCGGAGAACUCCUGGCAACGCCUGAAACACAGCAUAGACAUGUACGUUAAGAGCGCAUGCGUCGCUCGACCUAAUAGGCGGGCAGCACAACCCGGAGACGUCACCGGGCUCCGCCUACUUGCCUGUGGCUCUUUCACUUACUUCCCGGAGGCGGGCAAAGGGGGCGGGGCCGCGUGGUUCUUCUUAUCUUACCUUCUUCGGUUUUUGCCCGGCAGCUGCCCCCGCGCGACCACCUGGCUCAACAUGUGCAGCUCCCCCGCGAUCCCCGAGGAAGUCAGCAACUUUCUAGCAGAUGUUGACACAUUUAUAUCGGAUAUUUUAAAAGGAGAAAAUUUAUCCAAAAGAGCAAAGGAAAAGAAGGAUGCUCUGAUUAAGAAGAUAAAAGACAUUAAAUCCAACUAUCCUCAAGAAUUUUCUGAAAAAGGAGAAUUAGAAGAUGGAGAAGAGUAUGAAGGCCCUGACAGUCUCUCUCUGGCAUCUGACCGCUUUGAUAAAGAAGAUGAAGGCCCCUCUGAUGGGAAUCAGUAUCCUCCUAUUGCAGCACAAGACCUUCCUUGUGUUUUAAAAUCUGGAUACCUGGAAAAACGCAGAAAAGACCACCGAUUUCUUGGCUUUGAGUGGCAAAAACGUUGGUGUGCUCUGAGUCGAACAGUCUUCUACUAUUAUGGAAGUGACAAAGACAAACAACAGAAAGGUGAAUUUGCUAUAGAUGGCUACACCGUCAGAAUGAAUAAUACCCUUCGGAAGGAUGAAAAGAAAGAUUGCUGUUUUGAAAUUGGUGCUCCUGAUAAACGCAUCUAUCAGUUUAUAGCUGCGACUCCCAAAGAAGCUGAAGAAUGGGUACAGAGCAUUCAAUUUGUACUGCAUGAUAUGGGAUCUGAAAGUAUUCCAGAGGAUAAUGAAGAAUAUGAUGACAUUGAGGAAAGUGGUAUAUCUACACAAGGGAGCAUAGCACCAAUAGAUGAAGAAAUCUAUGAAGAACUUCCAGAAGAGGAGACUGCCAGUGUGCCAGCACCAGCGAAGGUUCAAGAACCAAGGAAACAGAGCCACGAGAAUGCUAGCAAUGUUUCAGGCAAUAAGAAAACCGAUUAUGCUAAUUUCUAUCAAGGUAUGUGGGACUGUACUGGAGAUGUUCCUGAUGAGCUGACAUUCAAACGUGGUGACGUUAUCUACAUUCUCAGCAAGGAGUACAAUAGAUUUGGCUGGUGGGUAGGAGAAAUGAAAGGAACCAUUGGCUUGGUGCCUAAAGCCUACAUAAUGGAGAUGUAUGAUAUUCCAGAGGCCCGGGCAUAGUCUACGAAACAGAUGCAGACUGUCAAGCAGGAGUUCCAUGGAAGUAUGCGUGUAUCAACCCCAUUAUAUUGUAUUAUCUGAAGACUGUCAUAAAGCUGCAGUUUCCAAACAGAUGUCAGCACUGAGAAUACAAGCUUACAGAUGCCUAGAUUUUAGUAACAGUGCGAACCCUAAAAUAUUAUACAGUAAUCUUUCUCUACUUAUCCUAGAACUUCUAUCAUUUGGCAGUGGAGUUACUAAGAAAACGUUGAGUUCAGGCAUUGAUGGUACUUCUGUAAAACUGGCUCCAGAAAUGUGUCUUGGGCAGAACCAGAUGAAAUGAAUGGGAGGGAGAUGCACAAAAGACUGGGAGCUUCUCACAUUCAUUUCAGCAAAGAGUAACAGGAGACAUUCCUCAUGGGUUGAGCUUCUGUUGGAAUUGGUGAGCACAGGAAUAGGGAGGUGCACAAACCAGCACCGGGCUGGUUCGGCAGGGGUGGGUGGGUGACCUUUGAGGAGCAGGGAGGGUGCUCUUACUCUCCCCGCUGCAUUUCCCCUGCCGGCACAGUCUGCAAAAUUGCUGGCGUGGGGCAGCAGCCUACCCUCUUGCUGCCCCGGUCUGCAUCAGACUGGAAGUGACCAGUACACGUGAGCAUGCGGACCAGCCACUUCCGGUCUGAUGCUGACUGGGGCAGCAAGAGGGUACACUGCCACCCCAAGCCAGUGAUUUUGCAGACAGCACCAGCAGGGGAAACUUGUGGGCGGGGAGGGGGCGGACAGCAAGCAUACCCUCCCUGCUUCUUAAAGGUAAACACACACACCCGCCACCAAACCAGCUGGACCUCCGAACCGGUUUGUGCACAUCGCUACACAGGAAUAGAUCUUGCCUUGCUGAAUUUUCUCUGGCUUCUUUCUAAUGAUUCAUUUUAUUUUACGGUACUUCCUUAUGCUUAAGUAGAUUCAGAUAGUAAUUUAAACACUUGGCAUUCAAUAACAUUGUUGUAACAAUUCACUUUUUAUGCGAAAUAAUGGGAUAGCUGGUUGAUAUUCAGACUAAAUUAUUUAUGAGUAAUCCUCUUUCAGUGGAUUUCAGUGAAACUACUACUGAGUAAUUUAGUCUGGAUGUCAGCUGAUGUUUUUAAUGUUGCUUUACGUUGCACUUUAUAGGAAUUCCUGAUAAAUUCCUGCAUGUUGAGGCAUUUUCUAUUACAGUUAUAUAUUUGCAACUUACUUUACUGUGACAAAGAUUUUGGUAUUUGUGCAAUGCAUCCUCUAAUUGCAAAAGUAGUUCUCCCAUAACAUAGAUUCAUGCAAGUUGGUACAAUAUUGUGCAUCCAUCAGGUGUUGCUGAAAUGGAAGACUGCAUUGUAUGAAGUACAUGAUGCAGUAUAUACACUUUAGUGUGGAAAAAUAGCAGCUAGAAUUGCUCUGGCCUUUGGACAAUGAAUGUUGAAUUUUAUAUAGAUAUAGCAGUAUGAAUGUUACUGUUGUCAUUGAGAUAGUUAUUAAGCACAGAAUUGCAAGUUGCAUUGCAAGUUCAGAGUAGAACUUUUCAAAACAAUACAAUUUCCAUUUUCAAAAGAGAUUGGUGGAAACCAGACUAAGGGCUGCUUGCUGUUUGCUCCAGAAUAUUCCAUUGACUUCAACUCUGACUACUUGAUAAAUUUGACUUUGUCUUGAGCCCUAUUCACACAUUAUGUCCAAUGCACGUACACACAUACAAAUCUGUAAACACAUACAAUUGUCCACAUGUUUGCACACACAGUCGUCCAUUUCCUAUAUGUACCUUGCAUUUGAGAAGGUCUGCACCAAGGAUUAGUUUUUAAAACAAACACUUGUACAGUCAUUCAUGCCAAUAUGCACACAUGUGUAUAGACCUCUGAACAUGCAUCCGACAUAAUCUCUGACUAGGGCUUUUAGUAGUCUGUAAAGCUGCUUUACAAGAAGUCACAUGGAUUUGAACAUUUUAUUUUUGAAUAAGUAUAUCUAGGCGUUGCAGUGCCACAGUUGAGGAUAUAGUAUACACAUAUGCAUGUAUACAUUUAUAGUAUAGUAUACAUUUAUAGGGUGCUACAUUUUCCCCCUAAUAUUAAGAGCACGCUAGAUAGCCAGUGAAGAUUUUAUCUAGAAAUGGUUGUUUCCAACUUUGUGGAGUAGGAUAUACUUACAUUCAAACCACAGACAAUCUAGGAAAACAGCAUUUGGGAUCGUUAAUUGUUUUCCAUGUUGUAACUGAUAACAUAUAGAACCCCCUUUUUUGAGAAAGGGUGUUUGGGAGGUGGAGGACACACACACACACCACUUUUCACCCCUCCCCCCCCCCAACUUUACAUCCAGUUUAUUUACAUCUGCUGUGAAUAUAAUUCUGGCAGAAAACUUUUGAACAAAUAAAUAUUUACUAAAAUUCACUGAAGGGCAUUCUCUACCACUGAAAACAAAUCUGUAAAAAUUGAGAUACCUCCCCUUUCUUUUUCAUGGGGAAGAUUUCAAAUCUGUAUCUCCUCAUUUGUAGUAUGAAGGAUUUAGUUUGUUUUACCUUUUUUUUAAAAGCAUUUUUUAAAAACUUUAAGUUUGAUAGAUUUUUAUUUAAAUAUUUUUAUUUUAUUUUAUUUUAUUUGCCCUUUUGUGGACAAAGAUUUUCAUUGCUAGCUUAACGUCCUCUGAUGCCUAGAAGUCUGAUCUAAAUCACUGAGAUGCAAUGACUGCUUGCAACCAUUACAUCACUGCUAGCUGGCACUGUGGCGUUGCUUUAAAGAUGUUAAUAUAUGAAGAGAAAAAAGAGCUUUCUGUAGUAUGAAGGUUUGUCAGUAGAUGGCAGUAGACUUUCACAGCAUGGUGGACUACCUGGAAACCCAUCCCCCACGACGGUUGUCAUGCUCAGAUGAAUCUUUUGCAGCUUAAAAUAUUUGGAGGACUCCCUUCCCCUUUUCAUGUAAAUCCAGGAGAGGGAGUCCUUAGCCAACUGAUGAAUGACAGACCUUUCAAGCAAUAUUUCCUGUUGAUAGGACUAUAUAGACAGCAGCAGUUUUAUUAUUUUCAUAACCUUUUUCUUACAUAGUACAAAGUGAUAUGUUAGCAAACACACAUGCACAUUAAAAAUGAAGAUAUUCUGAAGGUGAUAUAUUCCCACCUUUUAACCAGACAUGCCUUGGAAUAAACCAGCAAAAUAAAUGGAAUGAAAUGUUUGCUUUGAAAUCUUGACAAAUACCAUAACCUUUUUUAGGAUGGGAGAAUGUCCUUGUUAAUGUGACUCCAAUAGAACAGAACGUUGCAAAAUAUGCUAAUUGCUUUGUUCUGUUUACUUAUAUUUCCUUUGCGUUCCUCUGAAUACUAAGAGAGCUAUUUUGUAAGUCAUAUUUUAUGCAGCAUUUUGCUUGAUUAUUUGCUUUGUACUAGAUUUGUACUAUACUGCCAUUAGAUCUUACAAUAAUGUUCCACGCUGCAAAUUUUUAAGGUUCAAAUAAAGUUUAAUUGUUUGCAAA
Molecule: messenger RNA, 4798 nt
Organism: Hemicordylus capensis (graceful crag lizard)
Lineage: Eukaryota; Metazoa; Chordata; Lepidosauria; Squamata; Cordylidae
Gene: SKAP2
Product: src kinase associated phosphoprotein 2
Exons: 13
Coding region: 84-1337 (417 amino acids)
Cellular component (GO): plasma membrane; cytoplasm
Molecular function (GO): protein binding
Source: RefSeq, a predicted model, not a curated record